Messenger RNA from Entrophospora candida, 166 nucleotides. The record is from the annotation of a GenBank genome assembly. NCBI's taxonomy places the organism in Eukaryota, Fungi, Glomeromycota, Glomeromycetes, Entrophosporales, Entrophosporaceae.
GACAUUAGAUUUUUUACAUUUGGUUAGUAUUACUAAAUCUCACCAGUAUGAUUUCACUGCUUGGGUUAUUGAAAAUACCUUAUCUAAUAAAGUUGGUGAUUCAAUACUUAAAUUUAUCAAAAAAUUUCCAUUUUUUGAUAAUAAAUCAUUACCAUCUUCAACAAAU